Hermetia illucens (black soldier fly) is the source of this 8606-nucleotide messenger RNA. It is a transcript of the gene Nup358, whose product is annotated as E3 SUMO-protein ligase RanBP2. The transcript is spliced from 8 exons. Gene Ontology annotation, biological process: nucleocytoplasmic transport. Bases 262 to 8244 code for a protein of 2660 amino acids. Gene Ontology annotation, cellular component: nuclear pore; cytoplasm. The record is from RefSeq and is a predicted model, not a curated record. Gene Ontology annotation, molecular function: GTPase activator activity; protein binding. NCBI's taxonomy places the organism in Eukaryota, Metazoa, Arthropoda, Insecta, Diptera, Stratiomyidae.
GUUGCGAGUGAGAAGCCGAUCGCCUGCACUUGACUGACCAGAAAAUUCAAAGCGGUUGACUGCGUGUGUGUACAGUCAGCGACGUGAACUGAGGAAUAAUUUUAAUUUGUGAUUCAGUUACGAGAAAAAGUAAUAGCAAAGUGUGUUUAUUUGUUAACGCAUUGCAUGUCCGAUUCAUUAUCGGAAAAGUGGUGAAGGUUUUGCAUCAACGGAGACAGAAAUUGUGGAAAAGAUCGAAGCGAAGGACGCAGAGCAAAAACAAUGUUCAAAACGAAAAAGGAUGUCGACCGUCAUGUGCGGACCGCACUGUCGAAAUUGCAUUCGGAGAACGAGAAAAAUUUACGUGGGUUCACAAUCGCCAAAUUAUAUUUUAAAAUUCAAGAAUAUGCCACAGCUCAACAUUACGUAUCAACCUAUAUUAGCGCGAAUGAAGGAUAUGCUCCCGCGCAUAGACUUCUUGGCCAAUGCCUUCUUCAACUGAAAAAGCCCGAUAAAGCGCUGGAAGCGUUUCAACGUUCGCUCGAUUUGGAUCCUAAACAACCAGAUCUGCUAAUUGAAGUCUGCAAAAUGCUCUUAUCUGAUGAAAGCUCCACGAGUUUGAAUAAAGCCAAGUUUUGGUGUGAUUUAGCUGAAUCUGAAAAUGUUCAGGACAAUGCUGUGUUCAGCCUUCGAUUGAAGUUGCUCAAUAAAAGCAGUCUGGAAACUACGGAAAUCGAGUCAUUAAUUCUGAAGGAGAUCUCAUCGAAGCCCACUGAUCCAAAUCUAAGAGUGAGAAUGGUAAAACAUUUCAUCGAGCAAAAUAAAGUGCUUGAGGCAUUUAAAUAUGCUUACGACCUGGAAAUGAAUAAUCAUAAUUUAUUCCUGAACUGCAUUGACUGGUAUAAUAUCGUUUGGCUAGCAUUGAGCAAAUAUCGGCAGCUUCCCAGCUCGAAGAAGUCGUGGGAUUAUUGGUUGCUCUCAAUGAUCUGCAUCGAACGACAAGUGGAUUUAAGUUUCGCUAAUAUGAACAACAACGCACUCUCGAAUGGAGGAACUACGGACAUUGCUAAUCUGCUAUUCACUUUCGAUCAACAUCUUUUCGAAGCUGCUAAGUGCGUAUCAGACGCGGCCCAGCAAAAAGAAUUGGCGGCACAAUUCUUGUACCAUUUUCGAGGACAAUUAUGUCUUCAUGCAGCGGCGCUUAUUUUCCGUCGUGAACAAGUUCAAAACAAAAACCAUUGGCGGGAAGCUACAAAAACCUCCUUACCAAUGUUGUUUUUUGCUUUCCACUGUGGGACAUCGGAUACGAAGGAAUCGUGGUUAAAGCACAGCGGUGAGAAAGUACGACAAUUAAUACAAACAUGGAAUCGCGAAGGAGCUUUUCGAUGUGCACAGGCCGGCCGCACAAUACUCUCCUGCAUUGAUAACAAUAAAGACGGCGGUUCGCUGUCUUCACAAGUUCAUAAUGUGAUAUCAGACCAAAAUUCGUGGUCAAGUGCCGAUGAUAUUUUAUCUCAAAUUCGCCAACAGUGCUCUGAUAACACUUGGCGGACUAAGCUUUUCCGAACAUUAUUUCCAAACAGUGAUCAGUUAAUUAAAAUCCAAUCAUCGUAUCUUGUUGUUAAUGAACAAUUGGCUGAACCUAUUUACGAACUCCCCAAGCGUUCUGAAAUUGAAGCGUACGAGGAAAUCGCCCAAUACUUGCGCCCGCAAUCAUUGCAGCAUAUGGUCUACCUCUGUUUAGGAAUGGAUAGUUUAUGUGACGUAAGAUGUAACUAUUUCAGUGGACUGAAUUUUUCAACGCAAAACCUUGCGUUCUGCGGGGCAGAAUCGUUGACCAGACUCGAUAUGGAAACAUUUCUUUGCGCAGCUACUAUUCAAACAAAAAGAUCCUUCGAAGUGGAACGGAUUCAACACGAAAGUUAUAACGCAAAAAAUGUUGGCAAACCACGCAUUCUCCCGUUUGCUAAUGUUUUUUCGAAUUUAUGCACUGAAUCCCAAUCGAAUUGGUGGAAGGCCGCGUAUCAAGUAUAUAAAAAUUUAACAGGCGAUAACCUGGCGGAGUUGCGGGCAACAUUACAGUAUGGAAUCGAAGCAGUUCGUGGUAUUAGCGGGCCGAAGAUGGAUUUGAUAAUUAUUCUACGAUUAGGGAAAAUGUUCGGAACUAGAGCGCAAGAUGCGAGCAAACCAAUAGAAAAAACAUUUUUGGAAGCUCGUGCAAUUACUUUGUAUAAGUAUGGGCUGAUGAUGCUGAAGCUUCAUAAUAAAGGGGUUCUGGAACCUUUCCGGAAACUAUUCAAGUUUGCCAAUGGAAACAAUGCUGCUAUUGAAAGGGAGAUGAACAGUCUUGCAGAGGAAGCAGUAUCAAUGCUGGCGGCACGGUACUUCAAGGCAGGAGACUAUGAGGAGUGCAUCGAGGAAUUUGCUGGAAUUCAACUACCUUACGCGACGUAUUACCAAGCUGAAGCAUAUCGUAAGUUAGAUGAAUCAAACAAAACGCCGAAAAAAACUAAGAAGUUUUAUUCGGAUAAAGCUAAGGAUUGCUUAGACCAAACCUUACAGCUCUUAAGCUUCUCGAAUGACAAAAACCAUCCACUUAAAUCAAUAGUGCAGAGCGAGAUGAAGCGAACGCAGUACAACGAUACACUGUCAAACAACGAACACCUAAACGAUAUUGAGAACAGGGAAGAGUUUUUCAAUGAGUCAUUCAACACAAGUAGAACCCAGAGAGACUUACAAGCAUCCAUCUUAGUUUCGAAGACAACAGAACUUGAAAAUCUCAUCAAACAAAUGAUGAACACUCUAACAUUUGUGAAGGAGGAAAUAGUUGAUAGUAUAAAACCAGAAUUGUCAGAGAUUAAAGAAAGGGUAUUUAUGCUUGAAGAGAAUAUGAAGAAAAAAAGUGGCCCUCCUAGUCGUGAUGAUGCGACCAGGGUCUUUGAUGAUCUAUAUAUUAUAGGGGACGACUUGCAACAAGUAAUGCUGUCUCAGUACAACCAGCAGCAGCAACAAACUACUCCUCAACAACGCAUGCAAACUCCAAAUGCGUUAUUGAAUCAAGCUCCGCCAAGUAUGCUGCAUAAUCCACAAAUUCAGCCAGCAGCUAACAUUUAUAACAGCCCCUUAUACAACCCAAUUGCAGGAAAUCUACCAAACAAUUUUGUCAAUCAACAACAUCAUCAAUAUAAUACACCAGGAACAGCUUCAAACGUAUAUAAUACGCCUCCAUACAAUUCUAAUUAUCCUUUCAAUUAUUAUUCUCAAAUUGUAAUGCCACCAGGCGUAAUGAGUUUGGGGAUGCAAUCAUCUCAGCAUCAACAACAGCAGCCCCUAACAUCGCAAGCCGAAAGUAAUCCAAGCCUAUACGAUAUUUUGAGUUUGACGGCUACCAUGCCAAAUGUCCAACAAAGUGGUGAUAAAAUCACUGUAGAAAAAUCGGCUGCACAGCCUUCAAAUAACACCAGUGGAAUGUGGAAUCGUCCUUUGAAUGUUCCCAUAGAGAAAGCACCACCUGUUAAUGUGGUAAUAACUAGCUCUGAUCCAUUACCUGCACAUACAGUGGUCUCGACCCAAUCCACGCUGAGUGUAACAAUUCCGCCACACCAUAUUAAACCGAGUGUAGUUCCUAGUGACUGGAGUGGUGCUCGGAUGCAACAAAAAUUCAAUUUAGCCACGACAGUUUCAGGAAGUAGUGCUGCAACCUUAACUACCACCGGAGGUUCUACAGCAACGCCAACCCUUACAGGUGGAAUUUCAUUUGCUCCACCGAAGGCCAGCAUUACCGAACUAAAGCCAGGGGAGAAGUUGAAUGAAAGUGCAGGUAGUGAUGUUUAUAAUAAAAGUGGUGAAACCGAAUAUGAGCCUCAAGUGGAAUUCCAGCCUGUCAUCCCACUUCCUGAUGAAAUUGAAGUGAAAACAGGCGAGGAAGAUGAGGAUGUUAUGUUCUGUUCCAGAGGGAAACUUUUGCGGCUUAUUGAAAAGGAAUGGAAAGAACGUGGAAUUGGUGAUAUUAAAAUAUUGAAAAGCAAAAAUGAUGGUAAAAUACGGAUUCUUAUGAGACGUGAGCAGACUCAUAAAAUGUGUGCAAAUCAUUAUCUCACACCAGAACUGAAACUGAUGCAAGCUAAGGGUGAUGAAAAAAGCUUUAUUUGGUGUGUGGAUGACUUCGCCGAUGAAGUAAUGAAAAGAGAGAAACUUUGUGUUCGAUUUAAGCAGGUAGAAACAGCUAAGGAGUUCCAAAAGGUAUUCUUGCAGGCUCAAGAAGAAUUGAGGAAGAAAGAUAACCAGCCAAGCACAGGUGCACCUCCGGGAGAGAAGUCGGGGCUGGAAGUCACGCACUCAAAGGAUGCGAUUUCCAUUCCGACAGCAUUCGGCUUAUCGAAAUCAUCCACUUUCAACUUUUCGAAAACUAACACCUCAACGCCCAAAUCUGAGCCUAAAAGUAGUGUUUCUUCGACAACAGUUGAUUCCAAUAAGGAUGCUACAACCAACGCUCCAAGUUCGGUGUUUGGCAAACUGAAUUUUGGUUUUUCGAAUAGCGACGCUGCCGCGAAGGACGCGAAACAACCGGAAACUAGCAAACCAUCCCCAUUCGCCAGCUUUACCUUCUCUGCCACCGCGGGAACUAAAACUGAUUCACCGUUUGCUAAUAUAUUCUCUAAGACAAUGCAAUCUGUAACAGAACAAAAAUCGCCCGCUUCGGCACCAGUGCAAGUUGCGAAUAAAUCAAACACCGCUGAAGCAGAUGCCGACGACGACUAUGUCCCCACCGCAGAAUUCAAGCCAGUUAUUCCACUCCCUGAUCUUGUUGAAGUACAGACGGGUGAAGAGAACGAAGAUGUUCUCUUUGAGCAUCGUGCAAAGCUGUUGCGAUUCGACAAAUCAACGGGCGAAUGGAAGGAGCGCGGUAUCGGCAUUAUGAAGAUUUUGGUUGAUAAGAAUGAUGUUAACCGUGUACGACUGGUAAUGCGUCGCGAACAAAUUUUCAAAUUGUGCUGUAAUCAACGGUUGAUGAAGGACACAGUUUUCCAAAAUGCACAGAACUCAACAAAUGCAUUAACGUGGGUUGGUCAAGACUAUUCGGAGAAUGAAUUGCAAUCCGUAGUUCUGGCGAUACGGUUCAAAACGGCGGAUAUCUGUAAAGAAUUUCAUAAUGCGAUAUUGAAGGCCCAAGAGAGGAUGACCGAAGGCGGAGCGGAAGGGCACCAAAACGAAACACCUAAGUCAAACGAAAUCAAAGGAAAAGACUCGACGGAUAAAAAAGGAGUCGAAUCUGAAACAGGUUUUGGUGAUAAGUUCAAAUCGAAACCAGGUUCUUGGUCCUGCAAUUCAUGUUAUAUUUCAAACAACGCGGACACUCUGUAUUGUGUAGCCUGUGAAGGACCCAAGGAUGAUACCGUGCCAAAGAAAUCUUCGUUCGGAGCGUUCAACGCUCCAGCUAAAAAUACGUUUACCUUCGGAUUCGGAACAAUAACAAAUGCGCAGAUGCAACCAGAUUCGACGAAACCACCUGUAGAAGGCUUCGGAGAUAAAUUCAAACCAAAAGCCGGUUCUUGGUCUUGUCAGUCCUGUUAUGUAUCAAACGAAUCUAGUGCGCUUUAUUGCAGUGCAUGCGAAUCACCAAAGGAUGAUACUGUUCCCAAAAAGGAACCAGUUAACAAUAUAUUCGCCCCAAGUGCCAAUGCUCCGAAAUUCCAAUUCGGUUUUGCCCCCACUGCAGCUGUAGACCUUACAAAAAAUGCUGCAUCUUCCGCUGCAAUAAAUAGUGUCUCAACAGUAGCAACUAUUGAGGCACCUUCAACUAAUAGAAAUCCGUUCGAUCUGGUUACUAGCAGUGGUUUCAUAUUUGGAGCCGUAACACCUACUGCCUCUACAAAGAAUGUUUUUUCGACUAAUUCUGAUGGAAGAGCCUCAUUUACACUUUCCCCGUUUUCCAUUUUUGAUGUGAAAAAUGAUAAUUCGAAUUCAAAACUAACCACUUCCAAAUCAACUGUGAAUUCAAGUCAAAAGGCAAUUACCAACAGUGAUGGUUUUGGUCAAAAUGAAUUUAAAUUAGAAAAAGAGCAGUUCAAUUUUACAUUCGCACCAAAGUCACCGGGGAAGGCAAAAAGUCCUGCGAAAAAUCUUUCUGGUGUAGACGAUGAUGACGACAACGUUGAAGAGGAAGAAAAUAAUACUUAUUUCACGCCAGUUAUCCCAUUGCCCGAUAAGGUCGAUGUUGUGACUGGAGAAGAAGACGAAGAGCAACUAUAUUGCCAUCGAGCAAAACUCUACAGGUUUGUUUCUGGUGAAUGGAAGGAACGUGGCAUUGGAGACGUUAAAAUCCUACGACACAAGGAUACUAAAAAAUUGCGGAUUGUUAUGCGCAGGGAGAAAAUCCAUAAGAUCUGUUUGAAUCACGCAUUAACACCGGACAUUGAAUACAAACCAAAAGAUGAGAAGUCAUGGCACUUUGCAGCGAAUGACUUCAGUGAGGGCGAAUUCCAGUCUACAGUGUUCUCAAUUCGAUUCAAGAAUAAGGAAAUUGCGAAAGAUUUCAUGGAAGCUGUCAAGAAAGCACUAGAAGGUUCGGGAGCGCCAGAUGGGCAUGAAUCGGGAACAACGGCAUCGACCGAGAAUCCGGAUCUUUCAGACGAUCUAAUAAAGUUGGCGGAUCGUCUCAAGUUGCCUUACAGCUUCUUCCAGUACGAUGAGUCUAAAAAGUGUCCAGGAUGUCGCGGCUGCGAUCCUGACAACUUCAAAUUCCCUGACUAUAGUAAUCAAAAUGAACUCGUCGAUAAUUCAGAACCGAUCCCAUUGGUAAUGCCGCAUAUGCAAACACCUAGCAAACCUAUCCUGAAGCAAAGCAUUUUGACAACUCCGAAGCUAACACCGAAAUCAGAAAAUAACCAAAUCGCGAAGAAUAUUUUCGGAACAGCUAAUAUGUUUUCAUCGCCAGAUAGUAUGGAUACAUCGUCAAAAACGAGUGCAUCGAACGCCUUUGACAAAUUCAGUUUCACUCUGGGAGAAUCCAAACCUGCAUCCGGAGGGGAAGGCGGCGAAAACAAAUUUUCGUCAGGUGGAUUUCUAUUUGGAAACGCGCUGACAUUUGGAAAUUUAGACAAGGCAACGCCAAUAUUUGGUCAAUGCGCAUUCGGGAACACGGUUACUUCGUCUGCAUCGACUCAGUCAAUAUUCGGAGGCAGUAUCUCCUCUGCAACUAUAUUUGGAGGCACUAAUAAUUCCGCCUUGCCAUCGUCCACCUAUGCGACCAUUUCUGAUACUAUUACUACUUCACAAUCAACGGCAACAACAGAUUCCCAAGCCAAUUUGUUUGGCAGUUUGAAUCUUACCUCCAAAGCAGAUAGCACUCAACAAGUAUUUGAUGGCAAGCCGAACUUCACAUUUGCAACCCAUAGUUUCGGCUCAGCAUUUGGUAAUCGGGGAACAACAGGUGGUAGCAUAUUUGGCGGGAAUGCAUUUGGUGCGGUUGCAAAUAGUGAAAAUACAAUGAAAGCGGCGGAUAGUACUGGUAACAUCACUAAUGACAAUAACACACAGACGAAUAACAAAGAAAAUGAGCCAAAGGGUUUAACUCCAUUAAAUCUUAGCGAACCAAUCUUUAAAAAUGAUCCCGGGUUGAGUUUUGCGAGUUUAGCAGCAAAUGCCGAUUCACAGGCGGGUUUUAAAAUAGCGGGAAAAAGUGAUGCUCCUGGUGGAUUUAUUGGAUUGAAGAAAAGUGAUUUUAGCAUAUUUUUAACGUCAGGGAAGGAUGAUGGUAAGGAAAAAGUAAACACAAGUGAAGACGGUGCCGGUCAGGGUGAUGACUCUUCAUACGAUCCCCAUUACGAUCCGGUAAUUGAAUUGCCUAAGUUGAUAACAGUCAGUACGGGAGAAGAAGAGGAGGAAAAACUUUUUGGUGAAAGGGGUGUACUUUAUAGAUUCGAUACAACGAACAAGGAGUGGAAAGAAAGAGGUACCGGUGAAGUGAAAAUAUUACAUCAUCCUGAUAAAGGUACAUAUCGGCUAUUGUUGCGACGCGAACAAGUCCACAAGCUGGUACUCAACCAUGCAAUCGCUGCAGACUUUCAACUAAAACCCAUGAAUGCGAGUGGAAAGUCAUAUUGUUGGGGGGCUAUGAAUUAUGCAGAGAAUCCACCAGUUGUUGAACGUUUGGCUGUACGAUUCAAGAAUACCGACAUUGCUAAGAGGUUUGAAAAUGAAGUGUUGAGUUGUGUUGAAAAGGCAAAACAACGGAGCGCAGACCUGGAACCAGAAGAAGACUAGAUAGAAAUAAGUAGAGAGCCAAGUAGUUUUCCCUGCAUAAUACGUGGUUCAUGUAAACAGUUAAUAUCCAGAUUUUAUUAUCAUAAAACAACAGUCGGAAAAUGUUAGUAACUGAAUUGUUAUAAACAUACAUAUUGGCCCAAUACCAAUUUGUUAAGCAUCUAUUUCCUCUAUUGUUUUAGUAAGUUAAAGGAAAAGGAAAAUCAUCGCAAAAAAAAGUUGAUUUUGUCAAUGUUCAAAUUUCGGAAUUAACGCCAAUCAGAGAAAAGUGCCGUUCUUAAUUUUUUAUUUCGCUAUUACUAUAGUUUGUAGUCUACAAUUAUAAAUAUUUAUCUAAUAAAUUAUGUUAGCUCAAGAAAAAA